UAUUGGGGGGGGACAAAUCAUAUUUUUCCCAGGAUGGGGGGGUCGUGUCCCCCCCCGUCCCCCCCGGGAUUUCCGCCCCUGGUAGUACCUGACUGUACAUCUAAAAAGACAAACACGCAGACUGCUCACUUUUCCUGCCCUAUGGUCAAGCUUGAGUCAAUCAUUACACAGAGGGUACACAUUCAACUUGAGUUGAGCUCUGUCCCGAUUUUGCCACACUGCCUUAGUGCUGAUCCCGACUCUGCAAUACACAGCUCUCACACGGAGCACAGAGGAAAUCCAGAGGUUCACCAUACCCGGUGUACAGGUGCUCCCUGCAAGGACAGCCUGAUGGCUUGUGUUGUGUCCCUGUAUCGUCCUUUAUCUUUACUGGCCCCAGUGGGGGUGAGGCGAGCCAUAGUUUACAGAAUGUCACUGGACAUGCGAGCACGGGAGGUGUUUGCUACGGCUAUCGAAGCUGUGCAACCAGACAUUGUGGUGCGGCGGGGUCUGGAGCGUACAGGAGACACUCUCCUAGUGAAUGGACGCAGCUUCACGCUAAAAAACAACCUUCACCUGGUAGGUUUUGGCAAAGCUGUGCUGGGCAUGGCUGCCGAGGCAGAGAGGAUUGUGGGGGACCACUUGGUGAGAGGAGUGAUCAGUGUGCCACACGGCAUUCAGGAGACAAUACGGCAGCAUGGGAAAGACCAGAUGUUGUUGAAGGAUGGAAGUCACAUCACAGUGAUGGAGGGAGCUAAACACAACCUGCCAGAUGCUGAUGCCCAGAGGGCAGCCGAAUGUAUUAAGGAGCUGGUCAGCACACUAACAGAGAAUGACAUGUUGCUUGUACUCAUCUCAGGAGGAGGGUCUGCACUCUUGCCUGCACCAGUCCCACCAAUCUCUCUUCAAGAGAAACAGGAUGUUACACGCAGACUGGCUGGUGCUGGUGCCACUAUUCAGGAGCUUAACUCUGUACGCCGUGCCCUGUCGAUUUUGAAAGGAGGAGGACUUGCACACUGCGCUCACCCUGCUCAGGUGGUGGCCCUGGUUCUGUCUGACGUAAUUGGAGAUCCCCUGGACUUGAUAGCCAGUGGCCCCACAGUGUGGACAGAGGUGUGGCCUGAGGAGAUUUGGUCGGUCCUUGAACGUUACGGGCUGUCCUCCUCUCUCCCUGUCUCAGUGAAAGAGGUGCUUGGACGCUCAGCACCCCGAUGGGAGAAGUCUGGAGAGCAGUCAGACAGGGCGGCACAUGUUCUCAAUGCUGUGAUUGGCUCCAAUAGCAUUGCUCUGGAAUGCGCAGGGAGACGUGCGCGGGAGCUCGGAUUCCGUCCAGUUGUGCUGUCGCCAGGGGUGUGCGGGGACGUACAGUCUGUCUCCCGCCUUUAUGGUCUACUGGCUCGCUUUGCCUGCUCCCGUGACGAGCCCCCUCCUGAGUUGCCUGCUGAGAUUCUGAAGCUGGGGCCCGAGACAGGCGUGGAAAGCUGGGACUUGUGCCGUGCCAUGCAGGUGCUUGGUGAGGGGCGUGGGGAGGGCUGGGGAGCCACCUGUCUGCUGGCUGGGGGAGAGCCCACUGUGCAGUUGACAGGCAAGGGGCGUGGUGGGCGGAACCAGGAGCUGGCCCUGAGAGUAGGGCUUGAGCUGGAAGGCAUGGAGCUCCCUCCAAAGGGUCCCCUGUUCCUGAGUGGUGGGACCGAUGGUCAGGACGGGCCAACUGAGGCAGCAGGGGCAGUCACAGACGCGGGGCUUGGCAAAGAAGCACGAGCACAGGGGCUCGACCCUGAUGGCUUCCUCGUCAACAAUGAUUCCUUCACCUUCUUUUCACGCCUGUCUGGUGGGCAGCGGCUGCUCCUACCAGGGUUAACGGGUACCAAUGUGAUGGAUGUGCACAUGCUGCUCAUCCCACCAAUUCCCAUAGUCGUGUCUGGUCGUUGAUGAAGACAAGGGCAUGAAAGCUGUCAAUUACACAUUUCAGUAUGAAUCCAUACAGAGCAGACAGUAUAUUCAGAGAGCAGCUUUUCAAAGCUGACCAUACCCAUGAUAUUCUUUCCAGCAAGCCCUUUUGGAGAUCCAUGUUUAAUUUAAAAAGCAGCAGUCAGUUAUGUCUAUGAUAAGAAUAAAUACAGUAAAUAGUUUA
Molecule: messenger RNA, 2113 nt
Organism: Salmo salar (Atlantic salmon)
Lineage: Eukaryota; Metazoa; Chordata; Actinopteri; Salmoniformes; Salmonidae
Product: glycerate kinase
Biological process (GO): protein phosphorylation
Cellular component (GO): cytoplasm
Molecular function (GO): glycerate kinase activity
Source: RefSeq, a predicted model, not a curated record